Molecule: messenger RNA, 1821 nt
Organism: Drosophila simulans
Lineage: Eukaryota; Metazoa; Arthropoda; Insecta; Diptera; Drosophilidae
Gene: Alp9
Product: membrane-bound alkaline phosphatase
Exons: 1
Coding region: 71-1624 (517 amino acids)
Biological process (GO): dephosphorylation
Molecular function (GO): alkaline phosphatase activity
Source: RefSeq, a predicted model, not a curated record
AUAUUAAUGGGUCGCAUGGAGCUACGGAGUACAGUAGUCACUUGGCUGGCACGGUGAAAGUAUCUCGGAAAUGCUGAGUCUUAAGUUCUGGAUUGGCCUCGGUCUGCUGACCGUCGUUUGGGGUGCAGCGGUACCUGGAAAAGCUCCCGUGGACGAGGAGCGAAUGCAUCCACAUCUGCCCACUAGUCCCAGGCUGCGAACGAUUUCCGGCGAGGAAACCCAGGAGUUCUGGCACUCGGCCAGCAAGAAACUCAUCCGCGAGAAGUUGGAGUUCGUGAGGAACACCAAGAAGGCCAAGAACAUUAUACUGUUUUUGGGCGAUGGCAUGGGGCUGGCUACUCUGGCUGCUGCCAGGAGCUACAUUGGAGGCGAGGAACUGAAGCUCUCCUUCGAGGAAUUCCCCUUUACCGGACUAUCGAAAACCUAUUCGGUGGACAAAAUAGUCCCCGAUAGCGCCUGUACCUCAACCUCAUAUCUCUGCGGAGUGAAGGCGAACUACGGAACCAUCGGCGUAAAUGCGCAUGUGAAGCGAGGCGACUGUGCUGCGAUGGCCAAUGAAACGAACCAUGUCUUCUCCCUGGGCAAAUGGGCCAUGGAUGCGGGCAAAGCUGCUGGACUGGUGACCACCACCCGAGUGACCCACGCCUCGCCCUCCGGAGUCUACGCCCAUGUCGCCGAUCGCGAAUGGGAGAAUAACGCUGUUCUGGAGGAAGCCUGCGGUGAGCUGUCGGAGGGACUCGAGGACAUAGCUGUCCAGUUGAUUCACGGCGAGGUGGGCAGCAAGCUCAAGGUCAUGCUGGGUGGAGGCAAGCGUAGCUUCUACAGUCCGGAACACUACGACAAGGGCCGACGCACGGAUGGUCGUAAUCUCGUCGAAGAAUUCGAGGCCUUGGACGCGGGCAACACCUUUGUGAAGACGCAGAAGAAGCUGCUCAAUGUGAAUGCCACUGAAACCGGAAGAUUGCUGGGCCUGUUCAGCAAGAGCCACAUGCAUUAUCAUCUGGAGCAGCUGGCCGAUCCGGACAACAAUGAGCCCACCUUGGAGGAGAUGACACAGAAGGCCAUCGAAGUACUGGAAACCGAAGAGCAGGGAUACUUCCUUUUCGUUGAAGGAGGCAAGAUCGACAUUAGCCACCACGACACAAUGGCACGAAUCGCUUUGGAUGAGACCGCUGAACUCUCGAAGGCGGUGAAGAAGGCUAGGGAGAUGACCAAUCCGGAGGAGACCCUCAUAGUGGUGACCUCGGAUCACUCGCACACCUUCAGCGUUUCGGGCUAUCAGCCACGGGGCAGCGAUAUCUUUGGAGCUGCCAAGGCGAAGGGCAAGGAUGGCAAACCGUAUCUGGCGUUGAGCUACGCCAACGGCAAGAGUUUCCAGGACUACUACAACACGGAGACCCACGAGCGCGAAGAUCCCACCAGUCUGCCCACAAUCGGAGACUUCGAUCAGCUCUUCCCUGCGAUGGUGCCCCUGGAAUCGGAGACCCAUGGCGGCGAGGAUGUGGGUGUCUUCGCCUCGGGACCCUGGGCACAUCUCUUCACCGGCGUCUACGAACAGAACACCAUUCCCCACAUGAUGGCAUUCGCUGCCUGUGUGGGCGAUGGACUAACCGCUUGCGAUUAGGAAUCGCAAUCCGGCGAUGAUUGACGGACAGAAGGACUCUUAAUUAGCGCAUCCACUAGACGAUUCUCACGUACGCUUUAUCGUUUUAAAUGAAUACUCAACAUUUGACAGGUGCUGGAACACGCGGCUCUCGAGGAAAAAAAUUCGAUCGGGGAUUACUAAAGUCAAUACUUCAAUAAACGUUGUUUUCCUAUCAA